Messenger RNA from Sodiomyces alkalinus F11, 435 nucleotides. RefSeq lists its product as hypothetical. The record is from RefSeq and is a predicted model, not a curated record. The transcript is spliced from 9 exons. Bases 1 to 435 code for a protein of 144 amino acids. NCBI's taxonomy places the organism in Eukaryota, Fungi, Ascomycota, Sordariomycetes, Glomerellales, Plectosphaerellaceae.
AUGGUGGUGAGGUCUGGUAUGGGUACCUUUAUCUGCGGGGCCCAAUGUUCGGUCAAGCAUAGUCCCUAUAAAUUUAAUAACGACAGGCUAGUAAGUUACCCCUAUAUCCGGUCCUGCGCAGUCAAGGCUCUUUCCGGGUUAUUCGUGCAAAUAUACGUGCUAAAAGACUUCGGUAAAGGCGGCUAUAGUAAUUAUACUAUUAGCGCGGGCUCGUCUAGUUACUCGUUAGCCGAAGUUAACGAAACCCCGCGCUCGAAUAAACGUAAACGUGUUACCGAAGAUCCCCCCGCCGGUAAAAAUAAGACCUUAAUAACGCUUAACCUCGAGGGCAUCCCCACGCGCUAUAUUACGCGCCUUAGAAGGGCGCUAAUCGCGGCCGCUAAGGAGAAUAUCCUAGUAGGCGACGAUAACGAGGAUCUUCUAGAGGAUAACUAG